CGAUCACACCUCGACUCUUUGCCGUACGUUGGUCCAUCGGCUGCUAUACCUCCGUAUCCGUAGCCCGCCCUUCUUCAUUGUGCUGCUUCCGCUUCCAAAAGGGGUGAUACAUCCUUGCGGACCAUUCUUCCACCUUCGUCGGCCGCCUGCCAACCUCAUCUCCCUGCUGCGCUCAAACGGCAGAGCUCCUUUGCCUUUUGCACCAUUCGCCAUGCCUCAUUGAGACACGUCAGGGAUUCGAUGCGCUCUUAAUCUGCUCUACCUAUCCUUCGCAUUCGGCCAUACCUUCACCUUGGAUUCUCGAAUACAUUGGCCUCCUCUCUCGCUGCCGUCAUGACGGAGUCGACGGCAGGAGCCAUGCUCUCACUACCCCCCCUAAGCGCCUCUAUUCCAGAAGGUACAUCUUCCCUACGGCCUCAACCAGCACGUGCUCUGAGCAAUCUCAGCUCUCGAUCGUCCUCUCCGCACCCCUCCUCCCCUUCUACCCUCGCUACAUCCCCCUUCCGCGAGACUGGACCAAGCGAUUCGGAGAGAGACACCACUCACAGUCUUCGACUUCACGGCGAUCGCAGUAGUGCCUCCCUAGCGCCCCCUACGCCUACUCAAGCGGGUGACACAGGAGUCAAGUCACUCAAGAAGCGACCUUCUUUCUUUGAAUACGUCCGACAGAGAUCCAGCAAGCAGAAUCUCAAGGGCGGCUGGGAAAGCACAGAGCAUGCGACAGCCCAUCAGAAUGGCCAUUGUCACCAGCAGCGGUCUGGCAGUCCACAACCUUUGCUCGACGAGAGCGAUGCGGGCUCAAAACCGAUAGUCGCCCAGUAUGGAGGCACGACAGCGUCUUCUUCAGGGCAUGGGUCCUCGAUGUCUCAUCACGGUGUGCCCCAACGCAUGUCAAGCAGAGAUUUUCGGCAGCAUGCUAACACAUCGAGCGAAUUACUCAUCCCAAGCGAGACUUCCCCAAGCAGCAGCAGCGCAGCUGGCACGAUGGGCCCUCACGAUAGCGAAAGUCAUCUGCAACAGCCCAGCAUUGCCUACUCGGACGGCCAAAUACCUUCUGGCUCUGCACAAGUCUCCAUGCGCGAGAUCCGUCGCGCAGCUGCCUCGAAGCUGGACGCAUCCCAGGAAGCACCCCCUAGACGUCUCUCUAUGCUCGUUCCCCCGGGCUACGCUGCAGCUUCAGCAUCAUCCUCUCCGAGUAGCUCACGUCGUCCGAGUGCAACUGGUCUUGCGCCGCUGUCGCCUCGCUCGCCGGUGAUGAGCCGCCUGUCGAGGGGCAGCGACGAGGCUGCGGAAGAUGAUGAUUCCCACGAUGAAGCGGAAGGUAGCACUGCCCGCAACACUGCAGCCAGAAGGCGAUUGACGAUGAUGGACUUCCUGUCUACUGGUGAAUCAUCGGGCCCAUCUGAUCCACGCGAUGUGCCUACGUCUGCCGCCUCGACCUCUGCAACACCAACGUCCUCCAGAUCGGGCCCCUUCGAGUCUCUACGGACAUCACCUACUCGCAUCAGACAAAGGCCCAAAUCCCUCCUAGUGGACCCAUCUGCACACAACGAAGCGGGAGCCGAGCCCACUCCGGCAUCUACACUGGAUCCGUUCCUUGGCAAUAGGUCAGCCAACGGCUUCGCUCGCAAACAUCCCCUGCGGGUAGACACUUCUACGUAUACCACUGAGGCCCCUGCGCAAGCUUCGCAAAGGCGCACAGCGGACGAAGGUGUGACUCUGUCAGUCAAGCCGAUGACGGAUAUAAUGACGAUGUUCGGGUCUACACAAACGAGCGCAAACUACUCACUCUCUGGCAGCGUUGAGAUCUCUCUGCCUCGCCCUCAGAGGAUGGAAAAGGCACUGAGAACGGGAGUUGUCCAAGGAAGCGGCUCGGAUCGUUCGUCUAAAACUGGGCAACCCGUUGCAGAGGAACCGAGUGGUAGCCUGCCUGGUGGAGUUGCAAAUCAGGAUGGCAAUCCAAUUUCCUCCCCACUUCAAGAAGCCUCGCAGCCCGACCUACAAGCGCCAAUGACGGUGAAGGAACUACAUAUCGCCUUCAAUGGCUACUCGACCUAUGCAGAUCACUCAGGCCGCUACUCUGGCAUUCGGCUCUGCGAAGUGAAGCAAGACUUGCUCCCAGCGGAGGCUACUUUGCCUCUUCCAGCCGACCUGCAGCCAUCGCAGCAACGGCGGGGCAGUGCCGAGACAUCGCCCGAAGAGCCGCUGAAGUACGAAAUCCAAUUCGACCUGAGUGUGCCUGGAUGGCUACCUGGGAGCGCCUACUCUCGCUUUGGCUCGACUUUCUACUGCCUCAGUGCGACUGCUAUCGUGCUGGAUAGCUCUGGUCGAGAGAUGCUUGUACGCGGCGCUACCAGAGACCCAUCCUCUGCCUCUUCAAAUACUCGAAGCAUGGGAUCGGCCAUUGAUGACCGUGUCGCGAGCCAGCGACGCACGAGUAGUCCUUUGCUAGGACUUGUCACAUCUCCAAGUGAGGUUCGUGGAGGACGCAGUGGCAGAAGUAGUCCUACCGGCCCAUCGGAUGGCUUCAACGAGCUGGUCCGUACGGUCAGCGAGACCGGCAAGGUGCAAUUGCAGCCGGUGCCGAAGCAGAAGAGCAAGCCGAGCUGGUUGACGCAGAAGGCCAAGGCGAUCUCACUCAAAGCCAGAGCCACCUCAUCCAGUGCAGCUAGCGGAAGCGGCAGUGUCGCAGCGGGCACUCGAGGCGGUACCAGCCCUGUAGGUCGCAUCACGAUCCCGCGCACUGAUCAAGCAGGCACCAGAAAGCUGCCAGAUGGGACUUACGAGGUCAAGAGCAAGAAGCAGCUCAUCAUUCUUCGCAGGUGCCGAGACGUCGUCCCUGUUCCAGUAGCGCGUAUGGCGAUCCUAGGCGAUAAUGUUCCAGCUGGUGCUCAAGAUCUCCCCAGAACAGUGUUGCCUGUGGCUUCAAGAAUACUUGACAGCAAUACCGUUGUGGCGCCUCCGACGGCUGCGCCAGCGACAAUGCUAGAGCCUGCUCAGGCUGCUGUGCAGCCAGCGAGGGAGUCGGAGCCAGCAACAGAGGCAUCCCAUCCAAUUCGAGCCGUCUCGCAACCUCCACCGAUUGCUACUGAGACUGCUGCCACUGUCGCUGCAGCUCCAGCAGUGUCUGCGCCGGGAGCUGACAUUAGUGCCCCAGUAACAGAAUCCAACACGGAAUCAGUUCCUGAUAUUGCUGAUGCAACUCCACCUGCUGCAGCUUCGAUCCCUCCCAACCCUGUACCGUCUCCUUCGACAGCUCUCAAUGCGCCUUUUGACCCAGCCAAGGCACCUAGCAUCAGUCAAGCUCCGGAUGCCCCAGCAAGGACGAGUUCCACUGCAGACCUCUUGGACCAGUCAGGGCCGCGGACUACUACCUCCUCUUCGACAGAUGGAGGAGUUCCGAUGCGACACUUCCUGCAUCGACCAAUCUUGCAUCCCCCCGUUGAUUCCGGCAUUCAGGAAGGCCAAGGGCUGCCGUUCAGUUUGACCAUCUCAGUACCUUCUCAUAUCCAGGUACAAGGCGCAGACGUGCUCACCUUUGGUGUACAGGUCGAAGUUGGUCGGUCUUUUGGCUGGGCCAAGGUCAGAGAGUUGGGUGGUUUGCGUCUGAGGGACAUGGAGCUGGUCUGUCUACAGACUGAAAGGCAUACAUCAGUCCCUUCGAGGACUUUCUGCUCCACCUUCCCUGUACCUGCCGAGCCCAAGAUUGCAGCAGCGGAUCUGCCCAUAGUACCCGAGUACACACCGCCCAUCAAUAAUCGCCGUGUAGCCUCUUCGCAAGAAGCCAGGGUCAGAAUCGGAUAUGAUCCGGCCCCCAUUGCGACGUACCUUUCCAUGGCGGAAGCUGGUAACCCCGCACCUGUCGAGAACAACGAGGUCGAAAGAGUCAGAGCAGGCGUCGUGGGCCCACCUCCGAACUUCAAGGCGAACAAACAACGAGAGAGGAUCUUCGAAGAUGGGUCAAGCAAGGGCAAGGAAAGACGACCGGAGCAGGCACAGCGUAGCAGCAAUGCUCGAGCGCUCAGCGAUGAGCCACCUCCAGGUAGAGCCAGCGGAAGUCGCAGAGUAUCUGCCGCCACAUCUGGUGCUACGUCAUCAGGACGAAUGACCAGCUCUGCAUCUACUUCCCAAGGUCUUGCUGCCGGCAAUUCUGUCGAUGGGGUCGGCUCGACUAGUCGCAGACCUUCCACUCGAGCUGCUAUUCCCGCCCUUUACGGCGUCCCUUCCGCCCCGGCGUCUGUCCCGCGAGGUCAGUCUGAGGCAAACGAUCACACCAGCGCUACUCGACCAGCGGAAGGUCUGGGAGCGGGUUCUGGCGCCGAAGGCGGUGCAUCCAGCGGAGCAGAAGCUGCCAGUCCAGAUGGUAGGAGAAGCGGACGCGGACGCAGAGCUUACGAAGCGACAAUUCGAGGUCUGAGCGCCUUUGCUACCGCCAUGUUGGAGGCAGGAUUUGAGGAAGCCGGGCCUUCGACACCCUAUGCGCCUCUGGGAGGACAACAUGAUUCUUUCCCCAAUGGGGAUCAGCCGAGAGCGUCCUACAGCUUCCAAGGCGACGACGGGCAUGGUGUCGAUCUUACGAAGGGCCGGGUGAGGAUGACCGUCAAUCUACCUUUGGUGUCCUCUUCGGCCACUAUGGCUCGGAGGGAGGCCAGCCCGCAACUUCUGCCGGACUACGAGUCUCCACACAUGCGCGUCAGGCACAAGCUCAAGGUCAAAUUAGGCUUUGGAUUCGGACCCAAGCCAUUGGCGGGUGAUGGAGAGUGGGGCCAGUCUCUGGUGAUGUGUGUGCCAGUGCGCUUUACAGACGCUCCUCCGAAGGAGAUCAGUGACCAAUUUGCGCCUAUGCCUAUCACCAUGACGUCCGCUGGGGAAGCCGAUGCGGGAGUUAUUCAGCCGAUCAUCUCUAUGGCGGAUCCCAACAGCGCUCCCGUUCUGCCUGCUUAUACGCAGUUGUUCAGAGACGAUGGCUCCCGACUGAAUGAGGCAGAGGAUCUUCCCGCCUAUCCGGGACCGAGAAGAGGUGGAAGCGCAGCCAAUGGGAGCGGCGGAGUGGCCAUGAGACCGACUCUGUCUUCUAGAGGAUCUGUCACUGGUCCUCCACGUCUCACUAGGAGGGGGACUUACGGCGAAGUAGGAAGAGGCGGUGCCAGACCCACCCUCUCAGCGCGCGGCUCUGUCACAGGUCCUCUCCUCCCUCGCGCCUCGACCAACAACGGCAGAGGCGUCGGAGAUGAAGAGGAUGAUGACGAGCUCGAGCUCCCCUUGGAUAAUUCUCUGGCCCCAGAGCAGGUGGUAGAUGAAGCACUCCGCAACAUCACCGACCCGGAUGAGUCUAGGGCGGAGAUGCGGGAGCAGGAGAGGGAGAUGGCGGAGCUGGAGAGCGAAAGGGACUUGAUGCUCUCUGCUGCUGCCUUGAGGGAUGAAGAGACGAGGGCAAAUACAGAGGAGAGCAGCGCUGAGGGUGAUGGUGAAGGGGAGGGUGAGGAUGAGCCAGCAGCCAUUGUCAGGUUCGAGUCACCGCAGGGCGUAGACGAGGGAGGGGACGAGGUAAACGAGAGCUUCUUGGAUGCCGACGAGGUUGACAGGCUCACAGGCACAGAGGCUGGCUUGACUAUGUCUCCUUCGACGUACGAAGCCAGGACGCGCCAAGGUCGAGGUGAGGCUGGUUUGUCCGGGCUUGGCCAGUGAGCUCCAUCGGCCAUCAGCAAGUACGGCAUUCAGCGCGGCAAUGCUCGAGAAUGCCAGUUGAGUCCAUGUUCUUCUUCUUCGCCCUGUACGGUUGCUUUGUCAUCUCUGCUCUUCGCUUGUCUGGUCUGCUUCUUGGUGCGCCUUGCGAUCCCAUGUACGUUAUAGCGUCCUUGGCUCAGCAAUACAGUACGCUCAUGUCGUGCCUUUGCACAAAGCUCA
Microstroma glucosiphilum is the source of this 5907-nucleotide messenger RNA. RefSeq lists its product as hypothetical. The transcript has a single exon. Lineage: Eukaryota; Fungi; Basidiomycota; Exobasidiomycetes; Microstromatales; Microstromataceae. The record is from RefSeq and is a predicted model, not a curated record. Bases 334 to 5688 code for a protein of 1784 amino acids.